Messenger RNA from Parnassius apollo (apollo), 369 nucleotides. The record is from the annotation of a GenBank genome assembly. NCBI's taxonomy places the organism in Eukaryota, Metazoa, Arthropoda, Insecta, Lepidoptera, Papilionidae.
AUGAAAAAGUUACUAAGCGACAUAGUAUUCGAGAUUAAAAAAGCAGUAAAGAAAGAAAUAGGCUCAUUUAGCGAAGCGCUCAGCUCUUAUUGUCAAAAACUGGACGGAAUGAUGGACACUUUAGCGAUGAUUACCGGAAAAAUAAAAGAACUGAAAAACAAGAAUACAUAUUUAAUGAACCAAAACAAACAUCUAGAGCUGAAAAUCGAUGUCAUGGAACAAUAUAUUAGAAGCCUUGAGCAAAAACAGCUUAAUAAUACAUUCGAAUUAGCACGAGUACCCGAAAUAAAAGACGAAAAUACGGAAAUUAUUCUAAAUAUAUUAGCUACGAAGCUAAAUAUUGGGAAAAAAGAAAUAACAAACAGUUAA